Diospyros lotus (date-plum) is the source of this 1233-nucleotide messenger RNA. RefSeq names its product ubiquitin-conjugating enzyme E2 20. Bases 544 to 1095 code for a protein of 183 amino acids. The record is from RefSeq and is a predicted model, not a curated record. The transcript has 7 exons. NCBI's taxonomy places the organism in Eukaryota, Viridiplantae, Streptophyta, Magnoliopsida, Ericales, Ebenaceae.
UACCAUGUAUAAAAUUAUUUUAUAUGUUAUCAAGUGAAGUGCCACUAAAUAUUUAACAUUUUAAGUUUUGAGACUAAUUAUAUUAUGAAAUACGAAAUUAUUACGUUGGACAAUAUAAUGUUUGCUUGCUCGGAGCGAGCCAAUUUCAAAAGUAGGAACAAUUGGGAUUGGGCUAUCCCUCUAACUAUUAAUAUAUUUACUUCAUCUUUUUCCAGGGCAAAGAAUACCACCAUUCGUUCAAAGAAUAAAGGCCAAGGCCCACUAUUUCACUCAUUCAGACACUAGACGGUUAGAAUCCAAGAACAAGGCCCUUGAAGAAAAGAAACCCCCCUAGAUAGACGAUGAUGCCCAGUGGAAACUAGCCGUUAUGUGAAAUGAAUUCAAAACAGGAGAGAGAAGACAAAACAAAAGCUCUUCCUCUCUCUGCAAACCCUUUGCCAGAAGAGGAAGAAAGGCUGUGAAUCUAUUCUCUCUCGACGGCAUUUGAUUUCUAUUCACUGUGAAGGCAGCAGCCUCAGACUACUGCGUUUGAAUAGGAAGAAAAUGACUACUACCGGCAGCAACCGCCACCACCAAGACAUCAACACUCCGGCUCCGGCUCCGGCUGUCCCGAUCUCCAAGCAGCCUCUAACCACAGCAAAGACCGUUGACACCCAGUCUGUUCUCAAGAGGUUGCAGUCUGAAUUGAUGGCACUGAUGAUGAGUGGAGACUCGGGGAUAUCUGCAUUCCCUGAGGAGGAUAACAUAUUCUGCUGGAAAGGGACCAUCACUGGAAGCAAAGACACUGUCUUUGAAGGAACAGAAUACAGGCUAUCCCUCUCUUUUCCCAAUGAUUAUCCAUUUAAGCCUCCAAAAGUCAAAUUUGAGACAAGCUGUUUCCAUCCCAAUGUAGAUGUUUAUGGCAACAUUUGCUUGGAUAUCCUUCAGGAUAAGUGGUCUUCUGCUUAUGAUGUGAGGACCAUCCUGCUCUCAAUCCAGAGUCUGCUUGGGGAACCAAAUAUAAGCUCCCCCCUGAACCCACAGGCAGCAGCCCUUUGGUGCAACCAAGAAGAAUACAGGAAGAUGGUGGAGAAGUUAUACAAGCCCACUGCAUAGCUCUGGAGACAUGUGGAAUGUGUUUUGAAGUUUACCCACAGCUCUCUCUCUCUCUCUCUCUCUCUCGAUGAUAAUGUUCCUAGUUCAAACUUUUAGUUAAUUCUCUUGAAAUCAAUUUCUACUUUGGCUGAUUGUUUA